Molecule: messenger RNA, 2506 nt
Organism: Ictalurus punctatus (channel catfish)
Lineage: Eukaryota; Metazoa; Chordata; Actinopteri; Siluriformes; Ictaluridae
Gene: gorasp2
Product: golgi reassembly stacking protein 2
Exons: 10
Coding region: 136-1485 (449 amino acids)
Biological process (GO): Golgi organization
Cellular component (GO): Golgi apparatus
Molecular function (GO): protein binding
Source: RefSeq, a predicted model, not a curated record
UUCUUCCCCGACUGCCACGUAAUAGCUAAGGCUACGCAAGCGGCGCAUCCUUGUUGAACUUCCUACCCGGCUCGGUUCACCCAAACCCGGGGACAGGAAUAAGAUUCAUACCGCUUACUCGGACACGGGGGAGUCAUGGGGGGAACACAGAGCGUGGAGAUUCCUGGAGGAGGCUCGGAAGGCUAUCAUGUCCUCAGGGUGCAGGAGAACUCGCCUGGACACCGGGCCGGACUCGAGCCGUUCUUCGACUUCAUCGUGUCCAUCAAUAACACCAGACUGAACAAGGACAAUGACACACUGAAGGAUCUGCUGAAGGCCAACGUGGAGAAGCCGGUGAAGAUGCUAGUGUACAGCAGUAAGACUCUGGAGCUGCGUGAGGCCACGGUCACACCCAGCAACAUGUGGGGCGGUCAGGGGCUCCUGGGGGUCAGCAUCCGCUUCUGCAGCUUCGAGGGAGCCAACGAGAACGUGUGGCAUGUCCUGGAAAUAGAACCGAACUCUCCAGCUGCUCUGGCAGGACUGAGGCCGCACACAGACUACAUCAUCGGGGCCGACACUGUCAUGAACGAGUCUGAGGACUUGUUCUCAUUGAUAGAGACUCAUGAAGGUAAAGGACUGAAGCUGUAUGUUUAUAACACGGAUACGGACAGCUGCAGAGAAGUCAUCAUAACUCCCAACAGCGCCUGGGGUGGAGAGGGCAGUCUGGGUUGUGGUAUCGGCUACGGUUACCUGCACAGGAUUCCCACUCGGCCGUUCGAGGAGGGGAAGAAGAUCAGCUUCCCCACACACACUCCCUGUGCGCCAGCGAGCCCGCUGAAGGACGGCUUCACCGAGGUUCAGCUCUCUGCAGUAACACCUCCUGUUACACCGCCCGCCCCCACCGGACUUGAGGAUAGCCUGUCUGGGCUGUCAAUCAGUUCGGCUCCUCCCACUAUACCCACUGAGCUUCAGACAGGUAUGCCUACAGUCCCCCUGCUGCCCACUCAGGUCACCCCGGCCAUGGGCACUCUGCCCUCGGUCAACCCCGCCACUACGGUACCAGGGUUAAUGGCGUUACCUGCUGGCCUUCCCCCGCUGCCCAACCUGCCUAACCUCCCCAACCUGAACAUCCCUCUCCCAGACCUCAGCGGGGUAUCGUUAACGGGAAUCCCUGGCCUUCCUUCUUCCACCACUGGUUUACCGUCUUUGCCUCCUCACGCCCCCCUCCCUCCACUCAACUUGCCUGGCAUGGCCCCGAUUCCCAGCAUGCCUGGCGUUUUGCCCUCCACUCUUCCCUCUACUCUACCCACAAUGUCUAGCAUGUCCCUUCCCUCUGACCUCGUUCCGCACGUCACCCCGGCAACCUCAUCCCUGACGCCCAAUCAGACGCCAGCGCUCAUACUUGACGCUACGCCGAAUGCCGCCACCGUGACCGAGACCCCCGCAGAGACGCCCAUCAUCACGGCGACGAGCACGCAUGUCCACGUCGCCACAGAGUCGUCAUAACAACCAGGCUUUUUAUCUGCAUCCUAAAACAGGCCUGUCUCUCUCUCUCCCUCUCUCCCCCCCUCUCUCUCUCUCUCUCCCUCCCCCAUAUAAAAAGCUAUAUAUCUCUCACUCCCUCACUAUGAUCCUGUCUCAGAAAAUGUAUUUAUUCAGUCUAUAAAGAUCCAGCGAGCAGAACGAAACUCGAAUCGCUCACGAAGACACACCGAGAAGGACGAGGACGGACAGUAGGACCGGGUGCAUGCGGGUAAAAGGACGGGGUUUUAAAUCCAGACACAUCCAGAGAGGCCUGGGGGUUAAUAUUAAUCGGUUGAAAAUGAGAGUUGCUUAUAUUCCACUAGAAUAAAUCUGCGUGAGAUUAGGCUUUAGGCAUCAUUUCACAGUAUUCUAUAUGCAGCACUACUUUUCUUUUUUUCUUUUACCGUCCUGCUACGUUUAUAAAACGAGAAUCUACAAGGUUUAAGGAUACAAAGCAUACACUUGUGCUUUUAUCAGCUUAAAAAAUGAUCCAGUGAUAAAUCAUGGAUUUUAAGAACUUGUCAGUGACACUGUAGUGACGAUUUAUAUAUACAUAUACACACGUAUACACACACGUAGCCUCUCUGGAUCGUCUUUCUAUUCCAUCUGGGUUUUUUUUUUCCUUUUGGAGAUUUGUUUCUUUCUUUAUAUUUUUAUUGUUUUUUUUUUUGUUUUUUUUUUCUCUAACAGGAAGGUUACUAAAGUUAUGGUAUCACUAAAGUCCACGUUAUUGUCCAUUACAUGUACGGAUCGUAUGUUUCCCUUGUUGUGAUUUAGACUUUUUAUUUGAGUUAAAGCGGGAUUGUGUGCGUGUGUGAGGGGAAGAGAGCGAAAUUGUGUCCUCUCUCUCUCAGUGAGCUCUUUCUGCUGAUUAGAUUAACACGUACAGAAACUCAUACACACUAUAUAGAACAGUGAAGAAGGGGAAUUAUUUGAGCUUGUGCAGAAUUGAAAACUUGUGACAAAAGCACACAAGCAAUAAAGUACCUGAGGUUUUACAGUA